Linderina pennispora is the source of this 1419-nucleotide messenger RNA. Its product is annotated as MFS general substrate transporter. Gene Ontology annotation, molecular function: transmembrane transporter activity. Gene Ontology annotation, biological process: transmembrane transport. NCBI's taxonomy places the organism in Eukaryota, Fungi, Kickxellomycota, Kickxellomycetes, Kickxellales, Kickxellaceae. The record is from RefSeq and is a predicted model, not a curated record. The transcript has a single exon. The coding region runs from base 32 to 1321 and encodes 429 amino acids. Gene Ontology annotation, cellular component: fungal-type vacuole membrane.
UUCACGGCCAACUCUAACGUACACCCUUCCCAUGACUGACAGCACACGUAUUAUGUCGAAGAAAGCUAACGAAAUGCUCCCGGCCGAGGCCGAGCAUGUAUCUGAUGAGAGCGCUGCCCCUGCGGCGGAUACUGUGCGAGGCUGGCUCGUUGUCGCUGGCUCAUUUGUAUAUAUGAUGAUGUCCAUCGGCUGCGUCAAUUCCUAUGGUGUAUAUCUGCAGGUCUACAAGAUCAGCGAGUUCCCCAACUCGUCCUCAGCGACUCUGGCGUGGAUUGGAACAAUGCAAUAUGCGAUAAUGUGUAUUCUCGGAGUCGGGGCUGGAGUCUUGAUCGAAAGAUUCGAUACGCGCUGGGUCGGUGCAGUAGGAACUGUCAUUUCUGGAGCUGGGCUACUUGCUGCCUCUGCAUGCACCACCCCCGAGCAGCUAGUUGCUACGCAAGGUGUUAUGUUUGGAAUUGGCGGUUCAGGGUUGCUAGUUGCCGGAAUGAGCCUACCUUCGCAGUGGAUGGAUAGAUACAGGCCACUUGCAGCUGGUGUCGCAGUGGCCGGUAGUUCUAUCGGUGGGCUAUGGAUGUCAUUUGCCACCAGGGCCAUGGUCAACCAUCUUGGCCGGCAGUGGGCACUGAGAAUCACUGGGUUGCUUGUUUUCGGGGCAUGUGGGGCUGCCACGCCGCUGAUGAGGCGUCGGGUUGAUGUGCCGCGCCGUGACAAGAUCAUUGACUAUACUGUGCUGCGUGAGUUCAAGUUUGUGACGCUGUUUCUGUUUGGGAUGGCCGGAUGUGCUGGCUAUUUCCUGCCGUACUCGUACAUGCCCUCAUAUUCAGUCAUUGUCCUCCGCGAGGCAUCGUCCUGGGGAGCAAGCAUUUCUGCAUUUUUGAAUGUUGGCAGCUUCUUUGGUAGAGUUCUAACCGGGAUUCUUGCGCAGUACAUUGGGUCGAUGAACGCCCUGUUGCUGAACACGUUCCUCUCGGUGUUCAGUAUCCUUGUCCUAUGGCUACCAUUCAAGAACCUAGCUGUCCUGGUUGUCGCCGCGCUGAUAUUUGGCUUCAGCAGUGGCAGCUUUGUCUCGCUUGUGCCUGUGGUGACUGCCACCUUAUUCGGCAUCAAGCGUCUGCCAAGCAUCUUGGGAAUCCUGUUCAUUUCAUUCUGCUUCGGUACGCUGAUUGGGUCACCAGUAGGCGGGAGGCUACUGGAUAUUUAUGGCCACGGAACAGAUUUCUCCCCGCUCGUCAUCUACGCUGGAGUCGUUUAUGCAGCUGGCCUUGUGUUGUUCCUCAUACUCCGUAUAUCAGUUUCCAGGAAUAUCUUUGAGGCUGUCUAACCAUAUAUUUUUUUAUUUAGCAAGCAAGAUUUCCUGUUUGCAAACUAACGUUGUCGCUCUGUGCAUCGUUGAUAUCAAUAGACUCGUGGUCGAAGCUU